AACCUGUAAGUGAAAUUCAUGUCCGAUGUGACUUGGACUUGGACACUGGUAUUGCUCAAGAUGGCGGCGAUAUGAAAACAUCAAACUGUCAACACUACAGACAUCUUUAUGACAUACAAGUCACCGAAACCCUUCUGGGCCUUAAAUAAAACAAACAUGGCGGCGAACAUCACCACGGAUACGUACCUCAUGAACAUCAGUCUCGUCCCCGCUGUCAUGCUCGCCAACGACGACACGGGAAAUGACGUCAUGAGCGGGCUGCACAACAGAAGCUGCGUGUCGAACACGACGGAAGAGUACGAGAACUUCUACACGACUGCGCAGUACGUCACUGGCCUGGUAAUCUACCCGAUCCUGUGCGUGGUGGGCAUCACGGGCAACACGCUGGCUCUGAUCGUGCUCAACCACAGACACAUGGCUACCUCGACCAACGUCUACCUGUCCGCCCUGACCGUCUCCGAAACCAUCAAGCUCUUCAACGACCUCAUGUACUUCAUCAUGCUCGCGCUCUCCUUCAACCACCCCGACGUCAGCAAGACCAUGGUGAUGACGUACUACCCGAUGGCUCACUACAUAUUUAACAUGGCGGUGUGCAUCACCGCCUGGUUGACGGUUUCCGUGGCGAUGGAGCGAUACAUAUCCGUCUGCCAUAUAUCGAGAGCCAAACAGCUAUGCACAAUUUCCCGCGCAAGGAUUAUAUGCACCACCGUUUACAUAACGAUGAUUCUCCUGUCGCUGCCUUCGCUGUUCAGAUACAAGGUCGUGUCGGUGUACGACGCCGCCAAUAACGUCUCGUGCAACGAAAUAGUCCUCACGGAACUGGGCGCCAACAACGCGUUCAUCGUACCUUACUCUUGGAUCCAGAAUUCCGUGCGCUGCAUCAUACCCCUGGUGGUUCUCGUUUACCUCAACGUGCGCAUCAUUAACGAGCUGCGCAAAGAGCGCGUCAAGGGCAAGAAGCUGUCCUCGCGCAACCGGAUCACGCUCAUGCUGAUCAUCAUCACACUGGUUUUCGUGGUGUGUAUAAUGCCGGACGCCGUCAUGUCGACGUUUUUCGGAAAGGGUUACGCCGAGGAAGGCUACCGAACGAAGGCUAUCCGAGAGAUCACGGACUCUCUGCUGGCUGUCAACUCGGCCAUCACCUUCAUGCUGUACUGUCUCCUCAGUCAGACGUUCAGGUCGACGUUCAUCGUCAUCUUCUGCCCGCAGCAGCAAAACGUGCUGUUUCCCGCCAGAAACGGAAUGCAUAAAGCCGGACCUCUGUUGAGACGGAACUCGGCGGACGAACUCGACCGUAACGGUUACGAAAAGGAAACAGUGGUGUAGGAAACAGUGGUGUGGGUGUGGAUGCGGGUAAUUUUAUUUAUUUUUUUACACAAACUUCCAUCAGAAAACUGUUCAAGCACGCCUGUUGUGGACACAACAUCUGACUUCACCAGAGAGUUCUGUAGGCUGUAAGGUCAUCACAUAGGGCUUAAUGUGCGUUUUAGAGAACGCCUGUGUGGGGUACAGGGAACAGGCUGUGUCAUGCCUUGCCUUAAGUACAUCAGAGGUAGAAACAUGAACCAGAAAAAAUGAAUCAGAGCAUCAGGCGCGGAUCCAGGGGUUUGUGAAAGAGGGAGGGGCGACGCCUAGCCUCCCACCACCGCGCGAACUCCGCGCCUGAGUCUAGUAAUGUUUGGUCUUGUUUGGGACAUCUGGACAAAAGGGAACUUUUAAAAAGGAAGGCGAUGGGACUCAAGGUCGGUCCCGGGAAAGAUUUUAGCGAGGUUACACCUCCCUGAAAUGGGCAGUUCAAUAAAAUAAAAAUUUAAAAAGGUAAACAAAACAUUGUUAAAAACGUGGCAGUUUAAUUUCUUUAGAAUGGACAGGUCCACUCCAAUUAAAGCUUAUGAUAAGAUGUAAUUGAUUUCAUACAUAAAGACAUGUAUAGUCAAAGUAGUUAUACCAUAGACCACAAUUCACCAAACUAUCGCAACUUUACGAUCACAG
Molecule: messenger RNA, 1992 nt
Organism: Gigantopelta aegis
Lineage: Eukaryota; Metazoa; Mollusca; Gastropoda; Neomphalida; Peltospiridae
Product: FMRFamide receptor-like
Exons: 2
Coding region: 109-1326 (405 amino acids)
Biological process (GO): G protein-coupled receptor signaling pathway
Cellular component (GO): membrane
Molecular function (GO): G protein-coupled receptor activity
Source: RefSeq, a predicted model, not a curated record